AUGGCCUCUCAAAAAUAUCUCCAAAAAGCUCAGGAUUUGAUUAACACUCAUCCAUACCUUAUGUUAUCCAAAUCAUGGUGUCCAGACUGUCACUACACCUAUAGGAUUUGGGAUAGAUUCCAUGUUGCUGACAAAGUUCAUAUUAUUGAAUUAGACAAAUUCCCAGAUCAAAAGGAAGCAACUGAAUUGGAAAAGGCAUUUACAGAAAUUGCAGGAAGAAAAUGGGUUCCAACGUUGUUUUUUAAUGGAAAAAGAUUUGGUACUGAAGCUGAUUUAAAGAGAUGGGAUAGUGAAGAUAAAUUGGAAGAAAUAUUUAAACAAGAAAAGUUGAUUUAA
Molecule: messenger RNA, 336 nt
Organism: Hemisphaericaspora subhashii
Lineage: Eukaryota; Fungi; Ascomycota; Pichiomycetes; Serinales; Debaryomycetaceae
Exons: 1
Coding region: 1-336 (111 amino acids)
Biological process (GO): cellular response to oxidative stress
Cellular component (GO): cytoplasm
Molecular function (GO): glutathione disulfide oxidoreductase activity
Source: RefSeq, a predicted model, not a curated record